This is a messenger RNA of Mitosporidium daphniae, 330 nucleotides long. RefSeq lists its product as uncharacterized. The coding region runs from base 1 to 330 and encodes 109 amino acids. The transcript has a single exon. The record is from RefSeq and is a predicted model, not a curated record. NCBI's taxonomy places the organism in Eukaryota, Fungi, Microsporidia.
AUGAAUUGUCGUACCCUGGUUUCGCUGUGCCACGUCAAGCCAAAAUUAAGGCUUACCGUGCAGCACAAACUGAAAUGCAAGUUCUUUUCGAUCCUCAAAAUGGAUGAUCAAAAUGGCGACAGAAAAAUUCAAAAAGCCGCCGAAUUCAAGCAAGUUUUGGAGCCGGCCCAGUUUGCCCUGCUGCAUCGCAUGGGCAUUUAUGAUUCUAUUGAUCACUUUCUUGCAAGGUCUGCACUGGACCACAUUGCCUUUAUUCCUGGAAGGGCGUCGGCAUCAGAGGCCGCGGAUCGCUUUAAUGGCCUUCUCUUCAUCGGUAUUGCAAGUCCCUAA